CAUCGACACGAAGGAAAAGCAUAAAAAAAAAGAAAUAAGCGGCUCAAAAGUAAAUAAAGAAGCAAAUGGAUUAUCGCUUGGAUAGCGUUCUACCAAACGAAUGAUAAAAACAAAGAUGUUUAAUCACCUGUCGUUCGGAGGCUUACGAUAGAUUACACAAAGCAAACCAGUGAAUAAAAAACAGUUAAAAACUCUUCUUUUUUUUGAAUCAGCUAGAAGAACAUGGAUUUAAUGAGCGCUUUAUGUUCAGACGAUUACAAUCAACCAAACAGCGAAUCUGCAACAUUAAAACUUAAAUCGAGACCUCAAUCAAAAUUGAUAAAUAAAGCCGUUGAAAUGGCGUACACUGAGUGCUCAAUAAAUCGACAAAGUUCUACUUUUUGCGAGAAGAAAGUUACAUUUAAGAAAAGGUUGAGGCCAAGCAUGAGUUGGAAGCGCAUCUUAGU
This is a messenger RNA of Clunio marinus, 446 nucleotides long. Lineage: Eukaryota; Metazoa; Arthropoda; Insecta; Diptera; Chironomidae. The record is from the annotation of a GenBank genome assembly.